Spinacia oleracea (spinach) is the source of this 2277-nucleotide messenger RNA. RefSeq names its product splicing factor Cactin. The transcript has 8 exons. Gene Ontology annotation, biological process: mRNA cis splicing, via spliceosome. Lineage: Eukaryota; Viridiplantae; Streptophyta; Magnoliopsida; Caryophyllales; Amaranthaceae. Gene Ontology annotation, molecular function: protein binding. The record is from RefSeq and is a predicted model, not a curated record. Gene Ontology annotation, cellular component: spliceosomal complex; cytoplasm. The coding region runs from base 32 to 2071 and encodes 679 amino acids.
UUAACACACACACAACCCCCUCCCACCGAUAAUGAUCUGUUAUUCAAACACUCAUUCAUUCAAAUCCCUAACCAGCACAAACAUGGCGAGACACGAGAGAAGCAAGAGCAGCAGCAGGAGAGAGAAACCAUCCUCUUCUCGGAAGAAGCAACGCCGCCAUUCCGACAACGAUUCGGCCGUGUCACAGUCCGAGACCGACUAUGACUCGAACUCCUCCCGCGACCGCAGUAGACGCCGUCGACGAAGUAACAGUCACCGGAGAAGAGAAUCCUCUCCGGAAACCUCCGAAGACUCCGGAGACAGGAGGAAAAGGAAGAAGAAGGUCUCGGAGGAGGAGAUAAAAGAGUAUCUCGCGAAGAAGGCGCAGAAGAAGGCAAUGCGAGUCGCGAAGAAGCUCAAGACUCAUACCGUGUCUGGCUACUCGAACGAGUCGAAUCCGUUCGGUGAUGCGAAUCUCAACGAGAAGUUUGUGUGGAGGAAGAAGAUUGAGAGGGAUGUGUGCGAUGGAGUGCCAAUGGAGGAAUUUACUGUGAAAGCUGAGAAGAAGCGACAGAAGGACCGGAUGUCGGAGAUUGAGAAGGUAAAGAAGAGGAGGGAGGAGAGAGCGUUGGAGAAGGCGCAGAGAGAAGAGGAGAUGAUUUUGUUGCAGAGGGAACGAUCUAGGGCUGAAGCAGAUGAUUUUGAAAAGAAGGAGGAAGAGUUUCAUUUUGAUCAGAGUAAAGUUAGGUCGAGGAUUCGAUUGCGCGAGGGGAGAACGAAACCGAUUGAUGUUCUUACUAAGUAUCUCGAUGAUUCGGAUGAAUUCGAUGUUGAGUUGGAUGAGCCUUACAUGGUGUUUAAGGGCCUUACUGUUAAAGAAAUUGAAGAGCUUCAUGAUGAUAUAAAAUUGCAUCUUGGCUUAGAUAGGGCCACACCAACUCAUGUGGAAUACUGGGAGGCAUUGAUGGUGGUUUGCGAGUGGGAGCUCGGUGAAUCAAGGCGAAAGGAUGCAAUUGAUCGAGCUAGAGUGCGCGGAGAGCAACCACCUGCCGAAUUACUUGCUGAAGAAAGAGGUAUGCAUUCAAGUAUAGAAACAGAUGUCAGAAAUUUCUUGGAAGGCAAGAGUUACAAGGAUUUGGUAGAACUGCAAGCACAAAUUGAGUCUGAGAUGCGUUCUGGAAAAGCCAAGGUGGUUGAGUAUUGGGAAGCUGUGGUUAAACGGCUUCACAUUUACAAGGCAAAGGCUUGUCUCAAGGAAAUCCAUGCCAAGCUGCUUAGGAAACAUUUGCACCGCCUUGAACAGCCUCUCCAGGAUGAAAACGUGAAAUCUGAGGAGGAAAAGAUAGAAGAGGAGGAAAGUGAGGAAGAAGUCAAAGUAUGUCUAGAUGCUCGAGCAUUUUCUCCAGAACCCAUCAUCACUCACGAGGAAGCUCAGGAGUCGGAAGCGGAGGAUGGGUCCUUUUCUCCACAGCUCUUACACAGUGAAGACACUGAAGAGGCAAUUGAUCCAGAGGAGGACAGGGUUAUAUUGGAAAGGAAGCGUUUGGCGGUUAUUGAGGAACAACGAGCGAAGGAGGCAAUGGCUUCAAAACCUCGUGCUCAACCAGAGGAUGACUUAGAGGUUAGGGCUAGAAAAGUUAUGGGAGUCGUGGAGGAUGGUGAUGCGGUAUUUGGUGCUGGUGCCGAAAUUAAUCUAGAUUCACAGGUGUAUUGGUGGCAUGACAAAUAUCGACCAAGAAAGCCCAAGUACUUCAACCGUGUUCAUACUGGUUAUGAAUGGAACAAGUAUAACCAGACACAUUAUGACCAUGAUAACCCUCCUCCAAAGAUUGUCCAAGGGUACAAGUUUAAUAUCUUCUACCCGGAUCUUGUUGAUAAAAUUAAGGCGCCCACAUAUUUUAUUGAGAAAGAUGGCGACAGCAGUGAGACUUGUAUCAUUAGGUUCCAUGCCGGCCCUCCUUAUGAGGACAUAGCAUUCCGAAUAGUGAAUAAAGAGUGGGAAUAUUCCCAUAAAAAAGGUUACAAGUGCACCUUUGAAAGAGGAAUAUUACAUGUGUAUUUCAACUUCAAGCGGUAUCGUUACCGGAGGUGAAGAUACUUCCGCUCUGUACGUGGACGUGAAAGUUUACACCCUGAUCUGCCUGAGUUUGAUCCAAAGAUGGUAAAAAAGUUGUAUUUCUGGAAGACUUGUACAUAUUACACAUUUACACUAACGAAUUUUGUUUUAGAAACCAGUGACUUUGGUGUUCUUACUAGUAUAUGUCAUGCACUAUUUGGCUUUCAUAGAUCUCUACUUCC